Messenger RNA from Galeopterus variegatus (Sunda flying lemur), 3790 nucleotides. It is a transcript of the gene PRKD3, whose product is annotated as protein kinase D3. Gene Ontology annotation, molecular function: ATP binding; protein serine/threonine kinase activity. The transcript is spliced from 18 exons. Lineage: Eukaryota; Metazoa; Chordata; Mammalia; Dermoptera; Cynocephalidae. The coding region runs from base 446 to 2878 and encodes 810 amino acids. Gene Ontology annotation, biological process: protein phosphorylation. The record is from RefSeq and is a predicted model, not a curated record.
AGAUUAAUCCAAAACCUUUACUAUUUCUUAAACCAGGAGGAUUUUAUCUUGACAGAAAAACUACUUUUAUUCAGUAUGUAUUUUCUGAAAUUAAAGCAGAGAGACAAGAAAAUACAUGAAGAUGUUUAAUAAACAAUGUCUACUCUUUUCUGAUGAGGAUAACUCAGCGAUGUUAAAUCCUUUACAGAUCCCUGGUUGUGGUCCUAAAGAUAAGACUCUCUUUUGAUGGGACUGAAAUUAAGAGAAGUGGGACUUUUUUUGUGUGCAUUCAACUCUCAGUGAUAGAAUUUAUAAUCAUCAGCAUGAGUGGCUUAAAAGAAGAAAUAAAGAAGCUUUCAACUAAAUCCAAAAGUGCAGUCAUUUUUUUACUGCUGUUAUUUUAAACGGCUCUUCAUAACCAUUUAAAAAGGAUUGACAACUGUUUUUAAAGAUUAAAGAAAGGCAGAUGUCUGCAAAUAAUUCCCCUCCAUCAGCCCAGAAGUCUGUAUUACCUGCAACAAUUCCUGCUGUGCUUCCAACUCCUUCUCCAUGUUCAAGUCCUAAGACUGGACUUUCUGCCCGCCUCUCUAAUGGAAGCUUUAGUGCACCAUCACUUACCAACUCCAGAGGCUCGGUGCAUACAGUUUCAUUUCUACUGCAGAUUGGCCUCACACGGGAGAGUGUUACCAUUGAAGCCCAGGAACUGUCUUUAUCUGCUGUAAAGGAUCUCGUGUGCUCCAUUGUUUAUCAGAAGUUUCCAGAGUGUGGAUUCUUUGGCAUGUAUGAUAAAAUUCUUCUCUUUCGCCAUGACAUGAAUUCAGAAAAUAUUUUGCAGCUGAUUACCUCAGCAGAUGAAAUACAUGAAGGUGACCUAAUAGAAGUUGUUCUUUCAGCUUUGGCCACAGUAGAAGACUUCCAGAUUCGUCCACAUACUCUCUAUGUACAUUCUUACAAAGCUCCUACUUUUUGUGAUUAUUGUGGCGAGAUGCUCUGGGGAUUGGUACGUCAAGGACUGAAAUGUGAAGGCUGUGGAUUAAAUUAUCAUAAACGAUGUGCCUUUAAGAUUCCAAAUAACUGUAGUGGAGUAAGAAAGAGACGUCUGUCAAAUGUAUCUCUACCAGGACCUGCCCUCUCAGUUCCAAGACCACUACAGCCUGAAUGUGUAGCCCUUCCCAAUGAAGAGUCACAUGUUCACCAAGAACCAAGUAAGAGAAUUCCUUCUUGGAGUGGUCGCCCAAUCUGGAUGGAAAAGAUGGUAAUGUGCAGAGUAAAAGUUCCACACACAUUUGCUGUUCACUCUUAUACCCGUCCCACAAUAUGUCAGUACUGCAAGCGGUUACUGAAAGGCCUCUUUCGCCAAGGAAUGCAAUGUAAAGACUGCAAAUUCAACUGCCAUAAACGCUGUGCAUCAAAAGUACCAAGAGACUGCCUUGGAGAAGUUACUUUCAAUGGAGCUAAUGAAGUCGAUCCAUCAACAAGCAACAAUAUUCCACUAAUGAGGGUCGUACAAUCCAUCAAGCACACAAAGAGGAAGAGCAGUACAAUGGUGAAGGAAGGGUGGAUGGUCCAUUAUACCAGCAGGGAUAACCUGAGAAAGAGGCAUUAUUGGAGACUUGACAGCAAAUGUCUAACAUUGUUUCAAAAUGAAUCUGGAUCAAAAUAUUACAAGGAAAUUCCACUUUCAGAAAUUCUCCGUGUAUCUUCGCCACGAGAUUUCACAAACAUUUCACAAGGCAGCAACCCACACUGUUUUGAAAUCAUUACUGAUACUAUGGUAUACUUUGUUGGUGAGAACAAUGGGGACAGCUCUCACAAUCCUGUUCUUGCUGCCACUGGAGUCGGACUUGAUGUAGCACAAAGCUGGGAAAAAGCAAUUCGCCAGGCUCUCAUGCCUGUUACCCCUCAAGCAAGCAUUUGCACUUCUCCAGGGCAAGGGAAAGAUCACAAAGAUUUGUCUACCAGUAUCUCCGUAUCUAAUUGUCAGAUCGAAGAGAAUGUGGACAUCAGUACCGUUUAUCAGAUCUUUGCAGAUGAGGUGCUUGGUUCAGGCCAGUUUGGCAUUGUUUAUGGAGGUAAGCAACUACAGCCUUUUGCAUAUUAUUUUGCCUAUAAUUUGCACCACCCUGGGAUUGUAAACCUGGAAUGUAUGUUUGAAACCCCAGAACGAGUUUUUGUAGUAAUGGAAAAGCUACAUGGAGAUAUGUUGGAAAUGAUUUUAUCCAGUGAGAAGGGUCGGCUCCCAGAACGAAUUACUAAGUUCAUGGUGACACAGAUACUUGUUGCUUUGAGGAAUCUACAUUUUAAGAAUAUUGUACACUGUGAUUUAAAGCCAGAAAAUGUGCUGCUCGCAUCAGCAGAGCCAUUUCCUCAGGUGAAGCUGUGUGAUUUUGGAUUUGCACGCAUCAUUGGUGAAAAAUCAUUCAGGAGGUCUGUGGUUGGAACUCCAGCAUACUUAGCUCCUGAGGUUCUCAGGAGCAAAGGUUACAACCGUUCUCUAGAUAUGUGGUCAGUGGGAGUUAUCGUCUAUGUGAGCCUCAGUGGUACAUUCCCUUUUAAUGAGGAUGAAGAUAUAAAUGACCAAAUCCAAAAUGCGGCAUUUAUGUACCCACCAAAUCCGUGGAGAGAAAUUUCUGGUGAAGCAAUUGAUCUGAUAAACAACCUGCUUCAAGUGAAGAUGAGAAAACGUUACAGUGUUGACAAAUCACUUAGUCAUCCCUGGCUACAGGACUAUCAAACUUGGCUUGACCUUAGAGAAUUUGAAACUCGCAUUGGAGAACGUUACAUUACACAUGAAAGUGAUGAUGCUCGCUGGGAAAUACAUGCAUACACACACAACCUUGUAUACCCAAAGCACUUCAUUAUGGCUCCCAACCCAGAUGAUAUGGAAGAAGAUCCUUAAUUAUCCAUGAGCUAACUAACUUCAAUAGGAAGGAUUUCAUUUUAUGGACUGAUAUUUUGCUGCAUAACUGUUCUUUUAGGUUAUCAUCUGCAAGAAUGCAAAGACAUGAGGAAGUAUGAUAAGGAAUCGGUGACACCAAUACUGUAGUUCAUAAUGAGGUACAGGAGGGGAAACAAUAAAAGCAGAUAAUGGAAUCAAGUGAAAUUUUCUAUAUUUUUUUUUAGUAUAAGCAAUAACUGGUUUUGUAUUUUUUCCUAAUCUUUCAUUUUAGUACAAUAGUGCCACUUAAUUUAUCUAACCUUUCCUGUUCUUCCAUUACUUUUUUUAAAGGGGGGAAAAAGGCAAGAAGUAGGAACUUCUGGUCUGAGUGUGGUGAGUGUGUGGUGUCUUCUCAUAGCUCAACUCUGCUGCUAACUAUUCAUGUUCCCACUGACAUCACUGUGAUGGCACAACUGGAUUCCAGCAUUGAGUGAGUGCAGAUCUGAACUUUAAAUGAUUUAUCUUUAUCCAGGGUUGAGUAAUUUGAGGGAGAAAAUUAAAUAUAUGCUAAAAGGAAGGCCAGUGCAGGUCAGUUAAUGCUAGUUACUGUGCAGCAAAUAGUAUCCUUUUUUUUCUUCCCUUAGCUAUUGGACAGCUUUGCAGAUAAAUGUUUUUAAUCAAUUAUAAGCAGUUUGAAGGAAUGGGCAGGAAUAGAGCAUGAAAUGCUUUGUUUGUAAGGGUGGGGCUAUAUUAUCAACACCACAAAUAAAAGAAUGAAGUAUUUCUUUUUACAUUUCAGCCCCAGGAGCCAGCUAUUCUAAAAAUAGUUACUAAUAUUUUCCCCAAAGAAAGUUUAAGAUCUGGGACUAUACAAUCAUAACAAACUAGUGGCUUUUUCUUGCUUUAUUCCUCAGUAAUCAUUGUAGGCCUUUU